Molecule: messenger RNA, 699 nt
Organism: Lizanozyma spartinae
Lineage: Eukaryota; Fungi; Ascomycota; Pichiomycetes; Serinales; Debaryomycetaceae
Exons: 1
Coding region: 1-699 (232 amino acids)
Source: RefSeq, a predicted model, not a curated record
AUGGCAUGGAAUUUGCAGGGGGAAAACCGCAAGCGGACUUCAAGCCAGAAUGAGGAUUAUGAAUUGAAUGUGGGGACGAAACGAGUUCGACUAGAAAGCAUUUUUGAAAGCCUUAAGUUGGACGAACAGUCCUCCCGUAGCAAAGGCGAUGAAAUCAAACCAGUGAUACGAUAUGAUGUUAAUGAGAAUAUGGCGGUUGGCGAAACAAACAAUAUAUAUCCUUCUGGAUCAUCAGCAUAUGUUGCCAAACGAAUGUUAUCACAAUACCAGGAGAUGAUGCAGAGUCGACAUCAAUUAAUUCGACCUUAUAAUGGACAACUCAUGAUUGCUUAUCGGUUCCAGUUGUGGGUUGUUCGUAUGUUCAAUAAAUUUAUCCGAAGAUACAACGAAUCUCAUCAGACACGAAUACGACCUCUUCAGAGUUACUACAAAUUAAUGACAUUGGUCGACCAACAACAGAUUACCAUGGAAGAAAUAAUGCGAAUUGUUCUGAAAGAAAAUGCUAUCGAGUUACAACGACUCCAAUUAAAAUUUGAUAAACAAAGUUCCAGCGAUUCCCUCGACCAAAGUUGUCUUCAUUAUAAUUAUUGGGUACGAAAUAAUGUCGAUUUAGGAGACAUUGAUAUGAGCGACAGCGAGCCUAAGAUAGUAGAGAUUCCAGAAACAUAUAUGGAUAUAGAUAUGGAAGUUGAUACGUAG